AUGAACCUAGCCAGUGAUGAUUCGUCGGAUGAUAUAAUAUCGGUUUUGGUCAUACCACCAAGACCGGAUGAUGAGCCACCGCAAUCCGAUGAGGAUGGCCUACAGAUCGUACCGUUCAGAGCAGCAAUAGCAGGAUUCGGCGCAGCAAUAUUGUCGAACGGAAGUGGUGGUGGUGGUGGUGGUGGUAGUGGUGGAAUAACGCUUAAAGUAGCAGAUGGAGUUGCGGUAGCAGAUGGAAUACCGUCGGUACCGUUAACAAUGCGCUGCAAUGAUGAUGGUGUUAUGAUCGUGGCAGUAGUACGAAUGGAAUCGAGAGAUGACGCCUGAAGUCCUCUUGAUGCUGUUGCUCUGGGAGGAUGUAUUGAAUAUGUUGUUGUCAUGACUGUGUUCGCGCUACUAACAUCCCUUCAUGCUCCAGAAUGA
Acanthocheilonema viteae is the source of this 423-nucleotide messenger RNA. NCBI's taxonomy places the organism in Eukaryota, Metazoa, Nematoda, Chromadorea, Rhabditida, Onchocercidae. The record is from the annotation of a GenBank genome assembly.